Molecule: messenger RNA, 387 nt
Organism: Hypomesus transpacificus
Lineage: Eukaryota; Metazoa; Chordata; Actinopteri; Osmeriformes; Osmeridae
Exons: 3
Coding region: 1-387 (128 amino acids)
Molecular function (GO): cysteine-type endopeptidase inhibitor activity
Source: RefSeq, a predicted model, not a curated record
AUGGAAGCUUUCAGCACAAUUCUCAGGGCACUUGUUUUAGUCACUGCUGUGUUGGCGGGCAGUUCUGAGCAACAAUACGGAUCAGAUGUUAAAGAGGCAGCAAACUUCGCUGUUGGGUUCCAUAACCACAUGAGUAACUACACAUAUGCCUACAAGGUCAUCGCCAUCCUGUUAAACACAUCUCAGAUUUACCCUCCGGCUCGUGUAAAGUACACCAUGACUGUGCAAGUAGGACAGACCGUUUGCAAGAACGAGCCCACUGCCAAUCUGGCUGACUGUAGUUUACAGAAUGCUGAGGAUCCCAAGACUAUGGCCUGCCACUUUGUUGUGAUGGUUGUCCCACAUUCUGAUGUUCCGAGCUAUCUACUGGAGGAUCAAUGUCACUGA